This is a messenger RNA of Sclerotinia trifoliorum, 3750 nucleotides long. Lineage: Eukaryota; Fungi; Ascomycota; Leotiomycetes; Helotiales; Sclerotiniaceae. The record is from the annotation of a GenBank genome assembly.
CCGGGCACGAUUGGUUAUACUGAAGCAUCAAUUGAUCAACAAUACCCACGACUCAAUCAAAGCAAUGGUCAUACAAAAUUCCCAUGAGAUGACCAUGCAUUAUUCUAAACCUACUUGGAUAGGACGGUAAGGUGACACAGAGAAACACAUAGAGAUAUAUGUCGUCCAACAUCCCAUCCCGCACACGAGAUUGAGACAAAAUUAAGAAUCCGUCCGACCAUUCGAUAGUCUCUUGUCACCAUGAAGUUCGCAAAAGAACUUGAGCAGAGUCUUGUGCCAGGUGAGAGAUUCACCAGAAUGUUGAUUUUAUGGCAAUUGAAAUCUUACUAAUUAUCGCAUAGAAUGGCGCGCAAAAUAUCUCGAUUACAAACAAGGCAAGAAAAAGGUCAAGGCAGUUGCUCGUGCUGCCCAUCGUGUCAAUUCAACCCCUAAAACAGAUGCAAGAUCGAACCUGAAUCCUCAAAACGGUAGCCUAUACGGUGCUACAUCUCCUGUCGUCCCAAGAAAUCCUCAAUCGUCUCGAACAUUCAAUGAAUCAACCAACCUUCCGGAAUCGUCUCCAGCAAGGCAGAAUGGCGCGACACGGGAAACUGCGGAGAAUGCGCCGCCAUCAAAUCGUACUUCGUCAAUACCUAUCGCAAAAAAGCUUGUACCGACAGAUCAUACAAAUAAUGGGACAUACGGUAGCUUUGUGCCAACCCCUCCUACAGUGGACAUGCAUGCGUUUGAACUUCCAGAUCCAGCAAUACGACCGGACUCUCCACUCGAAACUUUAGAGCAUUCCAUAUCCACAAUUACCCCCCGAAGACGUUCUCUUGAGAUAGAAAUACCAGAAAGGACGCCUACGGCACUGCCCCAGAAUGCAUAUGAAGUUGGAACAACAUCAAGUCCUAUUAAACCUACGUUCGCUUCACUGAGACGCCCUGGUUCGCGCCCUAGUUCGCAGGACGGAAGGCCAAAUUUGAAACGAAUUUUCUCAGUCGGUACUCCCUUGUCUAAACCCCACAGUCGCCCAGACGUGGACAUGGUUGCCUUUGAUCAUAUACGAAUACGUCAGCAAGAAUUCUUCUCAUGGAUGGAGAAGGAACUCGAAAAGGUUGAACUAUUUUAUAGAUCCAAGGAGGAUGAGGCAGGAAUUCGAUUACAGGUUCUAAGGGAGCAACUGCAUGAAAUGCGUAAUCGCAGAAUACAAGAAGUUGCGGACGCGGAACAUGCAAAGGCAAUGCGUAAGGAUGAUGAACGCUCCAUAAGCCGGAGGAUAUCUCGUGUAAAUCCUAGAGAUGAAGAUUCAAACGAACAUUCCUCUAAAGAUCAUCGAAAUGCUUGGUUACUGCCGCUUGGAAGAUUGGUAGACAACGCAAAGGCGACAGCCCUGGGGCCACAUCCAGGAUCCAACUCGAGGGCUUUAGCAAGCAUGAAAAACUCACCUGAGUUGCAAUUUAAGCCUCACCCGGAUGACUUAAUUACCACGAAUGGUAACCGUGACUAUGUAAGACGGCCUCAUGAGAACGAUGUGUCCUAUCGAACUGCGAAACGAAAAUUGAAGCUAGCGCUCCAAGAAUAUUAUCGAGGUAUGGAACUCCUCAAGUCCUACGCGCUUUUGAACCGCACAGCAUUCCGUAAGAUCAACAAAAAAUAUGACAAGGCUGUCAAUGCGCAUCCACCACUUCGAUUCAUGACGGAAAAUGUUAACAAGGCAUGGUUUGUCAAUAGUGAUGUACUUGACGGACACAUACAUGCCGUUGAGGAUCUCUAUGCAAGGUAUUUUGAAAAGGGCAAUCACAAGGUCGCUGUCGGGAAACUGCGGAAAACUGCUGGAAAGACAACGGAUCAGUCUGGUAGUGCAUUCAGGAACGGGGUCUUUAUUGGAAUCGGUGCUGUCUUUUCAAUUCAGGGAAUCAUUUCCGGCACUGAAUAUCUAAAGCAUCCUGACUCUAUGAUUAGAUUUCAAACCGGCUAUCUGCUGCAAAUAUAUGGUGGCUACUUUCUCGCUUUGUAUUUAUUUUCUUUGUUUUGUUUCGAUUGCAGUAUUUGGACUCGAAACAAAAUCAACUACAAAUUCGUCUUCGAAUUGGAUCCCCGACACGAUUUGGAUUGGCGCCAACUCAGCGAAUUCCCAGCAUUUUUCAUUCUUCUAUUUGGAUUAUUUUUAUGGGUCAACUUCUCGGGAUAUGGGACACCAGAAAUGUUCAUAUACUACCCUGUCAUUUUGAUCUUCGUUACAGUCCUUAUAAUAUUUAUGCCCGCUCCUGUGCUUUUUUAUAAAAGUCGGAAAUGGUUUGUAUAUUCUCAUGUAGGUCUCUUACUAUGAUUCUCUUGCCUAAAUGAUGCUAACUGCUGAUAGUGGCGUUUACUUCUGGCUGGAUUAUACCCCGUGGAGUUUCGAGAUUUUUUCUUGGGUGACAUGUAUUGCUCUCUCACCUAUUUAACAAGUGUAAGCUGCUAUUAUCCGAUUACCACGAACGUUUUUUCUGAUAUCCCACAGAAUAUAGAGCUCUUCUUUUGUCUUUACGCAACGUCUUGGCAUAGUCCUACGAAAUGUAAUUCUACCAACUCACGACUUCUCGGGUUCUUUUCUACCUUACCGGCCAUAUGGCGUUUACUUCAAUGCCUUCGACGUUAUCGUGAUACCAAGAAUAUGUUUCCUCAUUUAGGUGAAUACUGCUCCACAAUUGAAAUUUGUAGUCGUUUGUUUAUUAACCCGGCAUCAUAGUUAAUGGUGGUAAAUACGCUAUGACUAUCGUCUACUACGUCACGUUGAGCAUCUACAGGAUAGAGAGAAAUAGAACAAAUUUAAUUGUGUUCAGCUUCUUUGCUGCACUGAAUGCAGUAUACGUCAGUGAGUAUCACAUCUUCAACGGACCAUGAUUUUUUACUAAAUACUUUAGGCAUAUGGGAUCUCUUAAUGGAUUGGUCUCUACUUCAACCCGGAGCGAAUAAACCAUUUCUUCGCGAUGUCAGAGGCUUCAAAGCCACUUGGUGGUAUUAUGCGGCUAUGAUCAUUGAUCCUCUCCUCCGUUUUAAUUGGAUAUUUUACUCAAUAUAUACCCACGACCUGCAGCACAGCAGUUCUGUAUCAUUUUUCGUCGGGUUGUCUGAAAUCAGUCGUAGAGGAAUGUGGACGUUGUUCCGUGUCGAAAAUGAACAUUGCUCCAAUGUCGUUCGCUUCAAGGCAUUUCGCGAUGUGGCAUUGCCAUACGAUCUGGAAUCCGGGGAUUCCGAAGAAUCUCAAACCACCACUCCUGUCGAGCCGGACGAAAGAUCUUCGGUACUCGAAAGAGAACGCACCCAUACCAGCGGUCUUUCACAACAGCAGACCAAUACCGCAUCUGUACGCCGUCGUCCACACAGAACCUUUACGAAAGUCCUGGCGGAUGCUCAUACUCAAGAUUUCCAAAAGAAGAGGAGGCCUUCCACAAAUACUGGGAAGGAACUAAACGCGGGCGGUGAGGCUGAUGCUGGUCAUGUCACGAGUAGUGAGGAUGAUGAUGACGACGAUGAUGAUGAACAAGAUACACAGGAUCGUUUAGCUGUAGAUCAAUUGGUUAGAACUAGGCAAGCUAAGGGUGAAAGGAAGAAGAAUAGAGGUGGCGUUUGAUUAUAAUAUGAUGGAACGUCAGUCCAUAUGUUGAUAUAUGUAUGAUUUAUGACGAGGUUGGCGUUGAUGUUUUAGGUAUACAUUUGUUUUUGUUAUAGAUGUGGUUAACGUUUUUCAAGCCCUAAUAUAGAAUUUCUGUUCCUGCACAGCCU